AAAACGUGUGUAGUUCCCAAUUUUGAGGUUUAUCAAGUUUUGAGUGUGAUGUUAAUCUUGUGAUGCAAGACUAGCCAGACUUAAUUCAGUGGUGGGCGUGUUGGUCGGCUGAGUGAGCCAGAAAUUGUUCUGUCACAGCUGUACGUAGAAGCAAGUUCCCAGGAAAAAUGACCCGAGUUAAUAAGUCAAGAGAAUAAAGAACAUCAAACAUUUUAUGACAAACAUAAGACAUGCGCCACAGUUAACUGACAUUCAGAAUAGUGAACGUUUCCAAGACAAUUCAAACCAGUUUCGAAGAAACAAGUUCACGGAGAAACAAGUUCUGUCGAUUCCGAGACCGACGGAAUUCGACGUGUUCCAGUUCCAGCCCGUCCUGGUGGGUCCAGCAACCACAAGCAACCAUUAUACCCAGGGAGCUCAACCCUCUCGGUGACGGCUAUAUGUCACAAUCUCCGGUCAGCAGGCCAAGUUCGGCCACCCCUAAUGGCCACAUUCCCGUGGCCAAGAUAGCGGGCGUGCCAUGCCCGGCCACCCCGACCCGCUACACAGCACCUGUCCAUAUUGAUGUUGGUGGCAGUAUCUACACCUCGUCACUGGAGACCCUUACAAGGUUUCCUGAGUCCAAACUGGCAAGAAUGUUUAAUGGAAGCAUCCCCAUAGUUCUUGAUGCCCUCAAACAACAUUACUUCAUUGACAGGGAUGGGAAGCUGUUCAGAUACAUACUCAACUAUCUAAGGACGCAGCGACUAGUUGUUCCCACAGAAUUUGAUGAGUUUGAGCAGCUUUAUGAGGAAGCCAGGUAUUACGAACUUGCUGGGAUGCUGAAGGAUUUGGAAAACAUAAAAAAAGCUAAGGACAUAAGUAAAGUGGUGAAGGAGAUCAAAACAGAAAGGGUUACAACCACUAAUUCCGAGUUCAUUGACUGUAUAGCGGUCAGCAUUAGCCCAGACCUCGGUGAGCGGAUUUGUCUGAGUGCAGAAAGACCUUUGAUUGAGGAAAUUUUUCCGGAGCUGACCACAGCGUUGAUGGAUACCAGAAAUUCUGGAUGGCAUCUGGACAAUUUGUAUGUCAUCCGGUUCCCUCUGAAUGGUUUUUGUAAAUUAAAUUCUAUACAGGUUGUUCAGAGACUGUUGAAUCAUUCCUUCGUUAUUGCCGCAUCAACAGGAGGGGGUGUUGAGGGGCAACAAUUCAGUGAGUAUUUGUUCACAAGAAGCUGCAAAUCAACACACUGAAGCACUGAUUUUGUUUUAGAACUGUGACCAAAAACGAAAGCUCUUGUAUCUCAAUGAUUGAAAUCUAUGAAGGCCUACAAAUGAUGUACAUGCUUUUAACGUUAACCUUAUCAAUAAAAUGUAUAUUAUUACUUUAAAGUGUAUAUUUUGGUCUUGUAAAGACUUACUUUUUGAAAAAAACUCCAACUCAAGUGACUGGUACCAUUUUAAAGUUUCUGGUAGCAUUUUAAAGUGUGUGCGCUGGUUAAUUAAUAACAGUUGCAGGCGAUUCUUGACUAGUUUGUUCGUUGUUUUAAUAUGUGAUGGUUUCAAAGAAAUGUAUGAUGGGAUGCCUGACAUUCUUGACCUCUGUUGUAAUCCUUUUGUCCAGUAACCGUACCAGAGCAUGAGAAAUGCGUUCAAAUGUGUACAGGAUAAUUCUUUAUCAAAUAAAGAGAUUAAUAUGUAGCUCACUUGAACAUUCAGGCAAAUGAGUGGAUUUAUGAAAUAUGGGCUACACUUUUUCUUAAAAAUUAUUUCCCCUUUUUAAAAGAAGUAUGUGUUUAUUUUUUUCUUAUAACUUGUACCCCUUUGCUUUUGUGUAUCACAUCUUUCCUGUUUUUUU
Physella acuta is the source of this 1836-nucleotide messenger RNA. RefSeq names its product BTB/POZ domain-containing protein kctd15-like. The record is from RefSeq and is a predicted model, not a curated record. Gene Ontology annotation, biological process: protein homooligomerization. Lineage: Eukaryota; Metazoa; Mollusca; Gastropoda; Physidae. Gene Ontology annotation, molecular function: protein binding.